Messenger RNA from Penicillium subrubescens, 1941 nucleotides. Its product is annotated as C6 and C2H2 transcription factor. Gene Ontology annotation, molecular function: DNA binding; zinc ion binding. The transcript has 5 exons. The coding region runs from base 1 to 1941 and encodes 646 amino acids. Lineage: Eukaryota; Fungi; Ascomycota; Eurotiomycetes; Eurotiales; Aspergillaceae. The record is from RefSeq and is a predicted model, not a curated record. Gene Ontology annotation, biological process: DNA-templated transcription.
AUGGAAUCUGGCCAGUGGAACUCAUAUGACAGUUUGGGCGUCGACUUCGGGCUUACUGACGAAGAUCUGGAGUUACUAGACUCCAUUAAUAGGCCGGUUUCAGCUCAACAAGCACCGGACUACCCAAAGCAGUUUGCUCCACCACACGAUGCUCUGACUAGUAGGAAACCCACUCGUCAGAUUAGCAAGGUUGAUUUACAAGAUUCCCCACUGUCUCAUUGGAGUCCUUGCAAGGAGGACAAUGCGCACAUGGACCAGCAGUAUUUGUCUCUGCCCCAGCAUCUCGACAACCCACAGUCAUACGGUGUCCUUGAGCCACAAAACCUCAGAUAUCCUCUUUCAACAGAGAGCCGAGAUGCAGCUUUUGCACUUGUUGUCAAAAUUUGUCAAUGGAAAAACCUCAAUCGAAUCAUGCAAUGUUUCCCAAGCACGAAGCUCUUGGACAGCCUGAUACAUAAUUUCUUCACCCGACACAGAUCAGAAACUGACACUUGGAUUCACGAGCCAACUAUGAACCUUAACCAAGAAGGUCCUGAAAUGAUCUUGACGCUUGCCGCUGCAGGAGCAGUUCUUGCUAAAGUUGAUGCAAUCCAGAGGCUUGGCUAUGCCAUGUUUGAGGUGGCUAGGCUCAAGGUCAAUAGCAGGUUUGAGGAUGACAACACCCUCGCUCGUCAGUUGAAGCAACAACAAAUGUAUACACUCAUUCUACAGAUUGGACUUUGGAGCGGCGACAAACGACGUGUCGAAAUUGCAGAGAGCUGUUUCCAGCCUGUUGUCACGAUGCUGCGGCGAGCCUCACGCUUCAAACACGAAGUCUAUCCCAUUAUCGCUCCCUCGGCGACUGACGAUGAGUCAACCCUUGACCACAAAUGGCGUACAUGGGUGGAGCUGGAAUCCUUUAAAAGGCUCGCCCACUAUGUCUUUAUCCAUGAUGCCCAAGCAUCUGCGUUACGAUCUACAACCCCACUCAUAUCUCACUCGGAGUUCGAUCUCCCUCUGCCGUUCUCACGCAAACUCUGGAAUGCAAAGACCGCCGCCGAGUGGAAAGCCAUAUACAUUCAAGAGGUUCCCCAAUGCCCAUCUACUUCAGUAUCUCUGGCCACCAUCUUGCAAGAUAUCACCACUUUAAGCUCCAUUCCUUGCUACGUCGACUUCCAACUAGCGGCCCUGGCAACCAUGAACGGCAUAUCAAAAAUGAUAGCUGACUGCAACCGGAUACUUCGAGACUCAGGCCGCCAAUGGAGCACUGCGGUCGCGAAUUUAUGGCAGCAAGAACUGGUCCAACUUCUGGAGCAGUUUCAAUUCCUUGCAGUCGAACCUCUCAAGGAUUCACUACCGGCCAUGUCUCUUAUUUACCAAACAGUUUCACUUUCAUUAUAUUUGCCACUUGGUGUUCUCGAAACCUUUUCAGGCAAGGAUGGCGAGGAGCGAUCUUCUGCCAUAUACGAAUCAUUGAUUCAACAUAUAAGCCCGACACAUCUGCGAAAAGCGAGCUGGCACGCGAGUCAGGUGCUACGUAUUGCAAGAUCCAUGCCUCAUGGAUCGCUUGUGGCUUCUCGGGCUGCUUGCGUGUACUUUAGUGCACUGGCCUUGUGGUCUCUUGCCACAGUGUUCUCGUGGAAGGGAAUGAAUAUGGUGACUGGAAACCGCGGCACCGACCAAAUUUUGUUUUUGGAUGGCGAGGAUGACGGCGAUGCACUGCGCCGAUUCAUCGCUUUAGGUCAGGGAAGCCCUGCUCUAUCCUCUGCCGGCCAGUAUGUGCACUUACAAGACCGGGGGGCAGUCAUGCGUCUCUUUCAGCAAUUACUCUGUCCAGAGAAUGGUGGAUAUGCAAUUGAUCAACAAGGGAGGGCUCUCAGUCACGCUUUUACCAUACUGGGACGAAACGGCGACGCGAUAGAUGGAGGAACGGAAGACGACGACGACGACACCCAAUACUAG